Molecule: messenger RNA, 1476 nt
Organism: Toxorhynchites rutilus septentrionalis
Lineage: Eukaryota; Metazoa; Arthropoda; Insecta; Diptera; Culicidae
Exons: 1
Coding region: 1-1476 (491 amino acids)
Molecular function (GO): RNA-DNA hybrid ribonuclease activity; nucleic acid binding
Source: RefSeq, a predicted model, not a curated record
AUGAGGAAUGAAAUCGUUUCCAGGACGGUAAGCAAUGGGCUUCCCCAGGGAGACGUCCUAUCACCGACUCUUUUUAAUAUUUACACGCUUCCGUUGCACGAGGUCAAGGUAGAAGGUGUUGCACUGGUUCAGUACGCUGAUGAUUUCGGAAUCUUAGUAACCGCGAAGAACAUAGAAGAAAUUAAUACGAACGGUCAACGUUUUUUGAAUGAGUUUGGAAGAAUAGCAGCGGAUCUGAAAUUCAAAAUCAACCCUGCAAAGACUAAAGUGGUAUUGUUUCAAAAAAGCAACAACGUUCUCACUCUCCGAGUAGAUAAUCAAACAAUCGAAACCGUACGCAGCACAAAAUACUUAGGAGUCACCAUAGACAGAUCGCUUAGUUUUGGAACACAUCUGAGAUAUGUGGCAGAAAAAGCAAGGGAUAGAAUCAACAUGAUGAAGGUUUUAUCAGGAAUAAAAAAUGGUGCUCACCCGAAAAGCAUGCUGAAGCUGCAUAAUGGACUGGUCAGAAGCGUUAUGGAAUAUGGGAGUUGUAUUCACAAUAACGCGAGACGAACAACUAGAAGAAUCACCGAGGUACUUAAUAACCUAAGUCUACGUAAAGCCACUGGAACAACGAAAACAACACCAAUCAAUGCUUUGGAUGGUCUAAGCGGUCAGGAGCCGCUUCGCAUCCGAUUGGAAUAUAUUGCUGCUAAAGAAAUAGUCAGAAACGUAUCCAAACGUAACGCACUUGGUAACCAAUUGAUAUCUUUGUCAACGACCACUUCUGAAUUUACGGAGACCGAUUUUAGCUUCGUCGAGCAGAUGUAUCUAGAACACAAGGACAUUUUCGAUGCAAUAUCUCCUGUGAUCAAACUAUCCGUCACACCAGAACUAGUCAUCAAUUCUUCUUUGGGGGGGAUGGACAACUCCAAGAAGAACAAUAAUCCGAUUCGUUUGAAGCAGCUUGUACUAUUUGCAAUGCAUGGAAAGUUUAAAAACCGGAGGAGAAUAUUCACUGACGCCUCGAAGGAAGAUAACAAAUGUGGUAUCGGUGUAUUUAUGGAGUUUUCGAAUCAAAGGAUAUCCCGUCAUAUGAAAAAAGAGACCAGUAUUACUAGCGCGGAACUUAUAGUUAUUGAAGUGGCAGUACAGUCAAUCGCAGAACUCGAGCUGCAGGAUUGUGUCAUUUAUACUGAUUCGAAAUCAGCAUGCAUCAUGCUGAAUAAUGCACUGGAAGCUGGGAAAGGGGAAAUGCUGUUGGUGUACAUCAUCGAAGCGGCAGCGAAAUGGAAUAUAAGUCUGCAAUGGAUACCCAGUCAUGUAGCCAUCGUCGGAAAUGAUUUAGCGGAUCAAUUGGCCAAGCAAGGCGUAAAACAACUUGUAACUGUAGGCAGAAUGCGACAGGAAAAACAAAAGAAAAAAAAAGGAUUUCACUAUCGAGAGAAAAAACUCAGAGACGCGUGCUACACGAGAAAAAGGAACAACUUAUGA